GUGAUUGCAGAGGUCCGUAUGUGAGAACUUGACCCAUGAUCCCUAAAACAUACUUCAAUAAAACUACAUUGAGGAUUUCCUGCAGGUCCAGGCCCCCCCUGCCCCCUCCUCAGAGCCGCAGACGUCCUCCGCUCAGAGUUCAUCCGUCAGUGCUCCUCCCGUCUGCAUCCUGGUGGACAGCCGCUGCCUCAGUGGAGGGUCGGAGCUGAUGACCAGCCUCCGUCAGCGCCACGCAGCCACCCUCCACGUCUGCUCACUGGACGGCAGCUACUUCAUCGUCAGCAACCGCACGGCAGUGGAGAAGCACAGCCAAUCAGAUCUGGCGGCAACGCAGAACCGGAAGCGAUUGGCUGAGAGAGUGAACAGCCUGCAGGGGUUGUUCGAGCGAGUUUGUCUCAUAGUGGAGAAGGACCGGUCCAAGCCAGGUGAGGCAUCACGUCCGUUUCAGCGAACGCGUUGCUAUGACAGCACUCUGACGGCUCUGGUGAGUACGGGGGUGCGCCUGCUGUGGAGCGACGGCGCUGAGCAGAGCGCCGGCCUGCUGGCAGACCUGGCCCGGCUGGAGCAGCGGAAAGGUCAGGCAAUCAGCGUGCCGCUGGAGGUCAAAGGGUCGCACCGGCAGCAGGCCCUGCAGCUGUACCUCGGCCUGCCCUCCGUCAGCUACGUCCACGCCCUCAGCCUGAGCCACAACUUCAGCUCCAUCGCCCAACUCAUCAACAGCUCCAUUGAAGCCAUACAGAAGGGAGGCAGUAUGAGUCGAUCCAGAGCCGAGGAGAUCUACCGCUUCCUGCGCUACUCCUGUGACUCCUUCAUGAUGAACUCAUCCACAGCAGGGAAGAGCAGCUAGCAGCGGGGAAGGGAAGCGCUGUAAGAAAAAGACAAUAUGUUCCUCUGUUGCUUUAUUCCGUUCUCGAGGAACCAGAGGACAGUUACUAAGCUAUGUCCAGCAACUUCUCCAUCUAUAAGAGAAGACAGUCAGGAUAUUAAGGGAACACCAGUCACCUAUCUGUUUGUUAUAACAUACAAUGUGAUCCUUGAUAAAUGGCACUAAUGCUGUCAGACUCAGUUAAAGCACUACCAUGAGGAAUCAUAAGAAAUCUAUAUUUGUUUGUCACUUGAAUAACUUAUUAUUUUGUCAUAAUGGAUACAUUUGUUUAAAAAAGAAAAAAGGUAUAACCUUUCUUUAAUAAACAUUUAUAUUUUUAUACAAAAGUA
Molecule: messenger RNA, 1215 nt
Organism: Notothenia coriiceps (black rockcod)
Lineage: Eukaryota; Metazoa; Chordata; Actinopteri; Perciformes; Nototheniidae
Product: Fanconi anemia group M protein-like
Exons: 3
Coding region: 209-847 (212 amino acids)
Biological process (GO): interstrand cross-link repair; double-strand break repair via synthesis-dependent strand annealing
Molecular function (GO): 3'-5' DNA helicase activity; nuclease activity; four-way junction helicase activity
Source: RefSeq, a predicted model, not a curated record